Molecule: messenger RNA, 1177 nt
Organism: Rosa rugosa (rugosa rose)
Lineage: Eukaryota; Viridiplantae; Streptophyta; Magnoliopsida; Rosales; Rosaceae
Exons: 2
Coding region: 255-884 (209 amino acids)
Molecular function (GO): nucleic acid binding; zinc ion binding
Source: RefSeq, a predicted model, not a curated record
UCUGUGAAUCAAUGGCAGAUCCUAAAUCAAAGAGUAUUGAUUUACUGAUUGCUAUCAGUUUCAUGUAUCUACUUUCAAUCCAAUAUAUUCUGUAAAUCAAACAAUUAGUUCUUACCUUAGAUAGACUAUAGUCCUUGUAUAAAUCUAGGCAUUGUACUGUAAAGCAAUUAUCUAAUUCAAACAGAUUAUUCCAAUCUCUUCCUCUGGCGCUUGCCGGUUCUCCUGUUCCUAAUGCGGAUCUUGUCAACGUUAUCAUGAGCAAUGUUGGCCCCCUAUAUGAAACAACAAUCAGCUCCGUUCAAGCACGUGAUUCUCCUAUCACCUAUGAAGCCCUUGAAGCUCUUCUCCUUAGUGUGGAGCGCCGCGUCUCUGAAUAUGCCCUUCCUGCUGCUGACGAAGGAAGCCAUGCACUUCAUGCAGAUCGAUCUUGCGGACGAGGUCGGAACUCAUUGAUCUCUGGCCGUGGGGGUUCCAACCGUGGAGGAUCGCAUUCUCAUGGCAAUCUGUCCUCUGGAAUCACAAGUUCCGGUUCUGCUCACCCCAGAGGGCGUGGUACGUUCUCUCAUUCUCAUGGCUCCUCGUCUCGUGGGUCUUCCAUCUUGGGUCCAGCCCCAGGUACCCCUACAAGCAAUGGUAACUCCUUUUUCAAUACUGGUCGCAUUCAAUGCCAAAUAUGCUCUCGCACUGGCCACUCCGCUAUUGACUGUUUCAACCGUCUCAAUUUAUCUUAUGAGGGUCGUGUCCCAUCUUCUCGGCUCACUGCCAUGACUGCUCAUCACUCUCCUUCUUCUGAAACAUGGUUAACAGACACCGGGGCCAAUUCUCAUGUGACACCAAACCUAGGAUCUGAAGACGGGGAAGAUGCUCUACCACGGGAAGAGUGAAAACGGCCUUUAUCCAUUACGGUUUCCUUCAAAAACAUCCAAAGUGUCUAGUUCAUUGGCUUAUGUCGGCACUCGUGUCUCAGCUGAAACUUGGCAUUUUCGCCUUGGUCAUGCAUCUUCUGCUAUAGUAUCUAAAGUAUUGUCUAAUAAAGUUGUUCCAGUAGUGGGAUCAAGCACCUUCUCUUUUUGUCAAUCAUGUCCAUUAGGGAAAAGUACAAAACUUCCCUAUCAAUUAUCAGAUUCUGUUUCCAAUUUCCCAUUAGAAUUAAUACAUUCGGAUGUUUGGUGCUCCU